Messenger RNA from Pseudopodoces humilis (Tibetan ground-tit), 657 nucleotides. The record is from RefSeq and is a predicted model, not a curated record. NCBI's taxonomy places the organism in Eukaryota, Metazoa, Chordata, Aves, Passeriformes, Paridae.
CUCUCAUCCACUUCUCUCACCUCCUUCUCCUCAGGAAUCAGGUGCACCUGUGACCCCGAGCCAUGUCCUGCUGCAAGCCCUGCGACCCUUGCUGCCAGCCCUGCGGCCCCUGCCCGCUGGGCAGCAGCUGCAAUGAGUGCUGUGUCAGGCAGUGCCAGGAUUCCCACGUGGCCAUCCAGCCCUCGGCUGUUGUGGUGACCCUGCCCGGCCCCAUCCUCAGCUCCUUCCCACAGAACACCGCCGUGGGAUCCUCCACCUCCGCUGCUGUUGGCAGCAUCCUCAGCUGUGGUGGCGUGCCCAUCAACUCUGGGGGCUUUGACAUCUCCUGCAUCACCAACUGCUUUGGUGGCAACAGAUGUCGUCCCUGCUAAAGCUGCCUAAAGUCUUUAGGCAAGAGCUUACAACAUCUCAGAACCUGGUUCUGGGCAGGAAAUAGUGCUUUAAGCCAUGGUAUUUAGUAUUUGAGCCAUUGUCCCCUUCUAGUACUUUUUGUAUUUCCUUUUCUUUCUGUGUUUCCUUCAGCCAGCCUAAGAGGACGUGUUGCUCUCCUUCUUUUGGGCAGGCAGGUGGACACCCUGCAGGAGUUCCACUGCAUCUUACUGGCUGCUCAUGGUGUUCUCUGUGAGCCACCUUUGUUUCUACCUUACAUUCAUUAAA